This is a messenger RNA of Electrophorus electricus (electric eel), 1017 nucleotides long. RefSeq lists its product as uncharacterized. Gene Ontology annotation, biological process: immune response-regulating cell surface receptor signaling pathway. The record is from RefSeq and is a predicted model, not a curated record. Gene Ontology annotation, molecular function: signaling receptor activity. Gene Ontology annotation, cellular component: plasma membrane. NCBI's taxonomy places the organism in Eukaryota, Metazoa, Chordata, Actinopteri, Gymnotiformes, Gymnotidae.
AAUGACUGAUGCCAGACGAAAGCACCUUAGAUGAAUUUACUUCGGUUUUGAACCCCUUUAGUUUCUACUUCAUUCGCAAUGGACAGGCCAUUAUUAGAAAUGUCCUCAACAUUAAAUGGUUUGCUUGUGGCUCUUGUUCUCCUUGUAAUUAUAGAUGCACAAGGUCCUCCUGAUCCAUGUAUUCCUGCAGCCAAAGUUCGGAAGAACUCUUUUUUGAUAGUCACCAGUAAAAGCCAGUCAAGAAUCUCUUGUCCUGUGACAUAUUGUGAAAAGAUUCCCACUAUUAAAUGGGUUAAAAUUUCUGAUAUGGACACGUGGACGCAACUCUAUGAAACAGAUCAAAUAACAAUUACAGAGGAACAGUCUAAUUCUGGUUUGAAAGAAGUCACCUCACACCUGAGCUUCAAGAGCAUAUCGAAAUAUGACAGUGGAGUCUAUAGAUGUAAAAUUGUUGUAUCUAGCUUUUCAUCAGAAAGCCACAAUAUCAAUGUAUCUGUUUCAGCCGACUCCUUUGCCAUCAUUAAUAACGCAACUGGAGAGACCACAGGUGGAGACAGUAUUGGGUGGCUUCCCUACAUUUUCAUUUGCUCAGGAAUAAUAGGUCUGGUCACUGUUGUUCUGUUGAUCUCUUUCCUGAGCAUAUAUGGAUGUAGAUGCUCAAAAGCCCACAGACAACAACAUGCAGCAUCAUGCCUUGUGCCACCCAAUCAGAACCUCGCACAUGGUGGAACGGGCUGUUCCCAGGCCAGAAUACAGCAACCAAAUAAAGUCACAGAGAUGGAAGAGCCUGACAUCUCACUGUGUUCAGGGAUGGGUCAGGGGCAUACACUGCAUAGGAGCAGAGACCUCCAAGAGAACAGCACAGUGAGCAGGUCACAGCAGAUUGUGUAUGCCUUUCUUGAACAUCUCCCACCUAGGACAUAUUCUGGAUCUGGAAAUCAACUCAAAGGACAACUCUCAGAAUAUGCCUCACUCCGAAUAUGUUAAAAACCUUUUGCAAUAAAGAGGGAAAUUGUA